Closterium sp. Naga37s-1 is the source of this 2571-nucleotide messenger RNA. The record is from the annotation of a GenBank genome assembly. NCBI's taxonomy places the organism in Eukaryota, Viridiplantae, Streptophyta, Zygnematophyceae, Desmidiales, Closteriaceae.
AUGACCAAAGUAAACGGCUGGCAGAAUGGUCAGCGAUCUGGAAACGUGGACGGUCAUGUGAACGGCCGUGCGAUUGGGAAAGUAAACGGUCAGGUGAAUGGCCGUCUGAAUGGCCAUGUGAACGGAAAAGCAAACGGCCAGUCGAAUGGCUAUGCGAACGGGAAAGUGAACGGCCAGGUGAACGGCCAGGUGAACGGGAAGGUGAACGGGAAGGUCAACGGCGAGGUCAACGGCGAGGUCAAUGGCAAGGUCAACGGCCAAGUUAACGGUAAGGUCAACGGCCAAGUCAAUGGCAAUGUCUACGCUCAAGUCAACGGCAAGCCCAACGGCCACGUCAACGGCCAAGUCAACGGCCAGGGACCGACGAUGGGGCAGUACGAGUACCCGUUUCCGGACGUGAUGUCGUGGGCGUGGGACGCGGACAGCAGCGCGUGGAGCCACUUCGAGAACGACAACGCUCCGUCCGGCCAGCAGCGCCUGAGCGACGACGAGAACGGAAAUGUUGAUGCGCACGAGACAAAGCAUAGUGAGUCCGGCGCCGGCGGGCGCGGAGCGGCUGCUGCUGCUGCUGCUGCGGAAGCGGGGAUUGCGGAAGGGGCGCUUGAGGUUGCGCGCGCGGUUGCGCUGCGGGCUGUAGCGCGGAUGGUGGCGGUACUGGCGGUGUUGCGGUCCGCGUUGCCGUAUGGCAGCUGGUGGCGCAUGGAGGGGAAUGCGGAGAAGAACAUGGGGUGCGAGGCGGCGGCCGGUGAGGGGAAGGGGGAAGGCGGAGCGGGGGCGGCGGAAGCUGAGGGUGUGGGGAGCCUGGGGGAUGCGGGUCGCAAGCUGUGGCGAUUCUGUGCUCCGGACAAGGGACUGGUGGCGGUGGCAUUCGUCUUUUUGUCGCUUGCCGCGAUAUCGGAGGUGACGAUCCCGCAUCUGCUGGCGUCGACCAUCUUCGCGGCGUCAAACAACAUGGGCGCACAGUUCGCGCACAACGCCAAGCUGCUCGUGGCUCUCACUCUCGCCUGCGGCGCCUUCAGUGGGCUGCGCUCCUUCUGCUUCACGGUGCUCAACAUGCGCAUGGUGUGUCGCAUGCGAGAGGCGCUCUUCUCAACCAUCAUGCACCAGGACGUGAGUUUCUUUGACAAGGAAUCAGUGGGCGACCUGACUUCACGUUUGGGCGCGGACUGCCAGCAGGUGGCGCAGAGCACGGCGGGGGACGUCAAUGUCAUGCUGCGCAACGCGCUGCAGGGGGCGGGCGCCAUGUGCUUCCUGCUGCGCCUCUCCUGGCGCAUGGCGCUCAUCUCCGCGGGCCUCUGCGCCCUCAUGUGGUGCUGCCUCGUCGCCUACGGCAGGUUCCAGAGAGAAAGUGCCCGCCUUAUCCAAGACACAGUCGCAUCAGCCAAUGAGGUCGCGGAAGAAACCAUCUCGCUGGCUCGUGUGGUCCGCACCUUUGGCACGGAGCAGCAGGAAGUCAACAGGUACAAGGUGCCACUGCAGCGCCUGCAGCACGUGGGUCUCAGGCGCUCUGUGGCGUAUGGCAUGUGGAACUUUGGCGGCAACACCAUCUACAAUGCCACUCAGGUCCUUGCUAUAAUCAUGGGAGGCAGUGCAGUGAUGUCGGGAGCCAUCACAGCAGAGCAGCUGACGCAGUUCAUUCUGUACGCCGAGUGGGUCGUGCACGCCACCUGGUGGGUGGGCGACCACUGGGCGUCCCUCAUGGACUCCCUGGGCGCCUGCAGCCGCGUCUUUCAACUCCUGGACCUGCCAUCCUCGCCACAGCUCGCACAAACCAAAGGCUUACAAAUGCCAUGGCUGCAAGGCAAGAUUGAGUUCCGAGAUGUGUCCUUCCGAUACCCAACCCGCCCUGAGGCUUCUGUGCUGUCCCAUGUGAAUCUCACCAUCAAUCCAGGCGAGCUGGUGGCGCUGGUGGGGCUGAGUGGCAGUGGGAAAAGCACUCUGGUGGGGCUGCUGCAGCAGCACUACGAGCCGACUCAAGGAGAGAUUCUUUUGGACGGUGUUCCUAUAAAGGAGUUUGACACUAAGUGGCUGCGCGGGCAGAUGGGGGUUGUCAGCCAGGAGCCUCGUCUCUUCAGCACAGAUGUAGCAGCAAACAUUUCGUACGGCUCGGGCAGCCGAAAAAAGAGCCAUGAGGAGAUCACCCGAGCGGCCUGCGCGGCCAACGCGCACGAUUUCGUUUCGGAGCUGCCCGAAGGGUACGCUACAGUGGUGGACAACUCGCGGCUGAGCGGCGGGCAGAAGCAAAGAAUCGCGAUUGCCCGAGCGCUGGUGCGGGACCCAAAGAUAUUGAUUUUGGAUGAGGCGACGAGUGCGCUGGAUGUGGAAAGUGAGAGGAAUGUGCAGGGGGCACUGGAUGAGGCAAUGAAGAGGGGGAAGAAUGGCCAGCGCGAUCGUACCGUCAUUGUGAUUGCACACAGGCUGUCAACGAUCCAGGCAGCAGACCGCAUUGUGGUGAUGGCUCAUGGCAGGAUAAAAGAGGUGGGCACACAUGCACAGCUCAUGGCCAAGGGUGGUGAAUACGCAAGGCUGGUGAACAUGCAAGACCAUACACCAGCAUUCGCGAUGCCUUGA